Molecule: messenger RNA, 768 nt
Organism: Dufourea novaeangliae
Lineage: Eukaryota; Metazoa; Arthropoda; Insecta; Hymenoptera; Halictidae
Exons: 2
Coding region: 168-692 (174 amino acids)
Source: RefSeq, a predicted model, not a curated record
UCACGUUCGUUGCGCGAUUCCUGUAGUUCUCGAAGAAAUUAAAAUAGGCAACUAAAUAUUUAUGUAAGUAUUGUAAGUACUGAGUAUGUACUUAUCUAUUCUGGCAUCAGAGUUUUUGUUUUAAAUGACGAUUCUUCUCCAUAUUUGAAUCAAUUAUUCAUAUUGCAAUGGCAGAUUUUAUUCCGACGCGAGUGUCGAAAUUAGUAAAAAGACAUGCUGUAGAAGAAUUCAUAUCGGUUAAUUACGAAGCACCCAUGAAGAAACCAAAAAAGAAUUGUAAAAGCGACGAAGAAAAAGACGUACAUACUGUUAACGAAAAUGUGAAAGUGAAUGGAAGAGAUAAAGAUAUAGAUCAGAAGAAGAAGCAGGACCUAGAGAUGAAGCGGGUCAGAUAUGAGGUUAUGAAGUUCGGUAUGUCUGGUUUUGAAAAAGCAAAGGCAAAUAACGCAAAAGUUCAACUCGCUAUAAGUUUGGGUGCAAAACCUUUUAAAAAUAAGGCAAUUAAUUAUAAGACAUUAAAACAUCAAAGAAGCACGCAAAAGGAAAUGCAAAAAAACGAGGAACAUGUAUCUGGACUUGAAAGAAGCAUGAAGAAACAUAAGACUAUUAAAACUAAAAAGAAACGUUCUAGUGGUAUCUUAGAUGAUUAUGGGAAAGUGAAUAAAAAAACAGAGAAUAAAAAGAAAAGAUGAAAUUGCAACUGUAAACGUUUAAAAUAUUUUUAGUUGCUUCAUUGCAAUUGAUACAACAUCAACUAAUUAUGUCUAA